This is a messenger RNA of Menidia menidia (Atlantic silverside), 4233 nucleotides long. NCBI's taxonomy places the organism in Eukaryota, Metazoa, Chordata, Actinopteri, Atheriniformes, Atherinopsidae. The record is from the annotation of a GenBank genome assembly.
ACCCAGGAAGACCCAGGAAAUCAGCAGCUCCACAUAGCAGGGAGGCCCGGUAACGCUCCACAGGGACAGCGUGGAUCUGCCCAGAGGACAGCAGAGGGGAACCCAGGACAGGAGCCCCUGUGUGAGCCCACACCGCCCAAAAGUGGGCACAUCAUGCCAGAGCGGUGCAAAGAGGGGGCAGGAACCAAAGCAUGGAAGUAUCGAAGGGGCCGGGCCCACGGCGGAGAAAUGGCGAGUACGGAGAAGCAGAAUGGGUGUGGAGUGGCCGCAGAGACCACCCAGCCCCAGGGACCGGGCCGGGGGGCGGCCAGGUGGGGUCCGCAACACGCCGGCGCCCAGGAACUGGCCAGCCUGUAUUCGCCAGGCAAAAGAUGUCAAGAAUGGCUAAGCGUCAUCCUCUGCUUCUCUCUCAUGGCCUUCAACUUCAUUCACCUGCUUGCCAAUUUCCAUUUUGGACACUUUUGGUCCAUCCUGUUGGGCAUCGUGGCAGGAAUACUCACCGCCGACUUUGCCUCGGGACUGGUCCACUGGGGGGCCGAUACGUGGGGGUCGGUGGAUCUGCCCAUCUUUGGAAAGGCCUUUAUACGGCCUUUCAGAGAGCACCACAUCGACCCGACAGCCAUCACCCGUCACGACUUCAUCGAGACCAAUGGUGACAACUGCAUGCUGACCAUCAUCCCCCUCGCAAACAUGGCCUUCAACUUUCUCACCCUCCCCCCUGCGGAGGUCUACCGUAACUACCCCUGGUACUGCUACCUGUUCGCACUGGCCAUCUUCGUGACUCUCACCAACCAGAUCCACAAGUGGUCGCACACUUACUUCGGCCUCCCCCGCUGGGUGGUGUUCCUGCAGGACUGCCACGUCAUCCUUCCCCGCAAGCACCACCGCAUCCACCACGUCUCGCCCCAUGAGACCUACUUCUGCAUCACCACAGGUUGGCUGAACUACCCUCUGGAGAAGCUGGGUUUCUGGAGGACCUUGGAGGAUCUCAUCCAGGGCAUGACGGGAGAGAAGCCCAGAGCGGACGACCUGAAAUGGGCUAAAAAAGUGAAGUAACACUGCAGGCUAACUUCACCCUACCUCAGAAGAUUCUGGCUCUGCCUGGUCUUCUCGUCCUAUUUUUCUCUUUUUUUUUUUUCCUCUUUUGUCUCACCUAAGCUGUAACCCACAGGAUAAAGGAAAAACUAACAGUCUCUGAUGCCAUAGCUUUAAGUCUUGCACAUUUUUCUUUAUUUGUUUUUGUCGGGGGAAUGUUUUUUGCGACUCGUUAUUAAUGGAGAUGAGGUUUCCAGAUUGCAAUAUAUCCGUCGUAUUUCUAACACAACUGAACACUUCUUAAGGAUUUUGCUAAUGCAUCCGCAAUCACUUUAAAACAAAGAUUGGAAAGAGCACUUAGAAGAACCAGCGCUGGCCUUUUAUUUUAUUUUAUUUUUUUCCCCCCUCCUCCAGGACACAACUAUUAAGAGACUGUCGUUCAUGUCAUGCUCAGUUCUGUUUUUUUUCUUUUUCUGUGGAUCAGGAUUCCAGUCUUUCUUCUAAAGGGUGUACUUAAUAUAGAAGUGAUGAGAUCGUAUUUAGGCCAGGAAUAAUCAUAGUCAUUUAUAGGGAUGCUCUACCAGCACCGAUAGCUCAAGAUCAAACAGAUUGAUAACUGUUACAUUUUUUUACUGUAAUUACACAUCUGGGGACAGCUCAGCCCCCUUUGCAUACCUUUUCUAUAAGGCAAGCCAUCAGAAGACCAGUUGAAAUGUGAGAUUAGUUUUUUUUUUUUUUUUGUUCCUCAAAAUGAACAAAUCCCCCUCUUGGUUUCUAAAACUCAGCCGUCCAUAACAGUUUUAAUCAUGCUUUACUCAAACCACAACGGUUAAAAAAAAAGUCCUGUCCUGAAUGGAUGAAUAAAUGAUAUACAUGGAUCCUUUUCGUCCCAUUUGCCAGCAUCGACGCCUGGCGUUAGCUUAGAGCGUCUGGGUGAAUCCACCCUCACAUUGCGGUUCCCGGGCGGUCCCCUCAGGCCAUCCGGGCCUCCUCUGUUCGGAGCACUCACGGAGUUCCACUAGACUUGCAGUUUUGCAGUGAAAAGAGGCUCUGCUGUCUCGUCGAGCUGCCUUACGCGCCGCAGAUGCAGUGCCUGUGUGUCUGGUUUUGGUUUUGCAGUGGUUUUUCUGUCUCUCUUGGCCUUGUGUCUCCUCUGAUCACACACAGGUGCUGAAACGCUAUGUGCCGGCCGUGUGUAAACAUUGCUAAUUUCUUCACUUAUGAGCAGUCUUUUUGAUGAUUUAAGGGCUUCGGUAAAAGCUGAUGAUGAAGGAACUUCUGUUAAUCUACGAUUGGGGUUAACUGGCUAAAGGCUGUUUUUUUGUUGUCAUUGUUAAAUGCUUUAGUAAGUCAUUUGUAAAUGUAUUGUACAGCUAGUAACUAUGCAGUGUAAUAAGAAGUCCUUAAAUCUAAAUAUAUGUCUUAACUCAUCUGGUUAGGUUAAAUGCCUUUCUUUUUCUAAUAGUUUACGCAUACACACCGAAUUUGAAAACUGUCGCCGAAAAGCGAGCCGCUUGAUUAACUGCAUGUUAGAAUUCUCUUCACUAACUAAGAUGUCACUUGCGGGAGACGUAAGAAUGCGUGCAUGCCUAAAGCUUGUGCGAGCCACACCCACGCACCGGGUCACCCGCCUCUCUGAGCACAAAGCAGGCGCACAGAAAGGGGAGCUGGCCGCGCCCCACCCAAACCUUUUCUUGACCAAAUGGUCCUUGGUUUGAACCACCAAAAUGCUAUCUUCAUUCCAAAGGAAUCCUGGCAUCGUUUUUUUUUUUUUCCGGGUCAAAACGGAGGGAAACUGGCCUCGCCGUCCAGCUGGCCUAGUCAGGUUAAAGGCUUCUGGUGUUUUAAAGCAGGCGGUGCGACGAUGGGAGCCAAAGGCCAGCUUUAUGUCCUGUCAGUGUCUCGUUUUUUAAUUUUAUUUUAAUCCUUUAUACUUGAUCACGUUCAAUUCUUCACCAUAGGUCGACAGCAGGACUACACUGCACAUGGCUUAGUGCUUGUAGAUUGUGGUGAGAGGCAGUUUUGUGCGCGCUUGUUGGUUGUAAUAUAAGCAGGUAAACACCCUGUGGGGGUGGGGUCUUCUCAUGUAGCUCUAAUUGAUUAUUAUUAGGGAAAGUGUUGUUUAGGUACAUCUGAAAAAAAGAAAGAUGGAAUUUUGAUCUUUGCUCUGCUAAACUUUCUUUUGAUGCAUCAGUAAAUUUAUUAGCAUUGAAUCUUUGACAGAAAAUUAAUAUUUUCAAGGAUACUUUGUGUUUUCUGAUCAGCGAUAUGGAAAAAUAGCCGUAAGAUAAUAGUAGAAAACGCUUGACGGGAUGCACGUGAAUUAGUUAGAUUCAUUGGUAAAACUGGCAACUUUGCAUCAAAGAUAUUAGAGCAUAGAGAACCCAAAUCACAUUACCUCUCAUUUGGUUAUAGACUUGCUUUAAGUGCUUUUUACGGGUUUGUGGUGGUUUCUCUGGUUACAAAUAAACAUAUAUUCUAUGUGAUCUGGGAAUGGAAUCAAACGAUUCAAAUAGUUUAUUGAGAAUUUGCGGGGUAAAACGCUCCAUAUAUACGGUUAUAGAUAUUUUUAUUUAGCUUUUUUUUUUUUAAUUCAAGAAUUUUCUUACGUAAUCAAACGGCCACAUCCGAUGCAGUAAGUCAGUUGUCCUAGGCGUCAUCAGUUGUACUGCGAGCAUAGAUCUGUACGGUUAAGCCUUUGCCCCCGCGUUACUACGGUGUAGAAUUUGUGACUUGAGCUGUGUUGAGCUUUUCUGCUUUGAUACACUGAGCUUUCAUUGGUGGAUAUAAACGCUAUUUAGUGGUUGUGAGGAGUGACCUGAACGUUUCCCCACAUGUCUAUGAAGACAAGUGAUCAUGUAAACAAGUGGGUGGGCAGUAGUUUUGGCAUGUUUUAAGGCUAAAAUUUGCUCUUGUGAUGAUCUUAAACUUUAACUUAAACUUCGAUUAUACUGCCUUAUGCUUCCCUUGUUGAUUUACAGCAAAUCGUGCCAAAAGUGUAGAAAAACAGCUUAUUGACUGACUUAAAAAUUGCCCUUCAUGUGACCCACAUGGAUGUUGUUACUGGUAAUGUAGGCUGGUGGUGAUGGAGUUUAGAUAUCUGAAUAAUACCUUGAUGCCUUUUUGUUGCCUUUCAUGUGGGAGGCUUACAAUGUAUAUAUUAAACUGUAUUUAUAAAUAAACUAAUAAGUCACCUUG